This is a messenger RNA of Dendrobium catenatum, 1678 nucleotides long. RefSeq names its product probable methyltransferase PMT21. Gene Ontology annotation, cellular component: trans-Golgi network; endosome; cytoplasm. The record is from RefSeq and is a predicted model, not a curated record. Gene Ontology annotation, molecular function: methyltransferase activity. NCBI's taxonomy places the organism in Eukaryota, Viridiplantae, Streptophyta, Magnoliopsida, Asparagales, Orchidaceae.
UUGCAAGUUGGGGUGGUGAUUUAUUGGACCGAGGAAUUUUGACCCUUUCGCUUGCGCCCAGAGACAAUCAUGAAGCUCAAGUGCAAUUUGCCCUUGAACGAGGCAUUCCAGCUAUUUUAGGGAUUAUAUCUACUCAACGACUCCCUUUUCCGUCAAAUUCUUUUGAUAUGGCUCACUGCUCCAGAUGUCUCAUCCCAUGGACAGAAUUUGAUGGGCUUUAUCUUUUAGAAAUACACAGAAUUCUCAGGCCUGGGGGAUUCUGGGUGCUCUCCGGUCCACCUGUUAAUUAUGAGAAUCGAUGGCGAGGAUGGGACACAACAGUAGAGGCGCAGAAAGCAGAUUUUGAUAGUUUAAAAAAGUUACUGACAAGCAUGUGCUUCAAAUUGUAUAAUAUGAAGGAUGAUAUUGCUGUCUGGAAAAAGUCUACAGAUGAUAGCUGCUACAACAAUCUAACUCCAUCUUCCUAUCCUCCUAAAUGUGAUGACAGUAGGGAUCCUGAUUCAGCGUGGUACAUUCCACUCCGGCCCUGCAUAACUAUCACAAAUCCAGAUUUGAAGAAAUUGAACCUGAAAACUACUCCAAAAUGGCCCGAGCGUUUAAAUGUGGCUACUGAUCGUGUUUCCUUGGUAUCAGGUGGAAAUAAUAUAUUUAAGCACGAUCAAUCAAAAUGGAAGGUUAGAAUGAAGCACUACCAAAAUUUGCUUCCAGCUCUUGGUAGUGAUAAAGUUAGAAAUGUUAUGGAUAUGAAUACACUUUUUGGAGGAUUUGCUGCUGCGCUCAUUAAGUCACCUUUAUGGGUAAUGAAUGUUGUGUCAUCCUAUGGUGCAAAUUCCCUUGGUGUUAUCUACGACAGGGGAUUGAUUGGUACAUACCAUGAUUGGUGUGAGCCUUUCUCAACAUACCCUCGAACAUAUGAUCUUUUGCAUCUCGAUGGCUUAUUUACUGCUGAAAGCCAUAGGUGUGAAAUGAAGUAUGUGCUUCUUGAGAUGGAUAGGAUACUUCGUCCUAGUGGUUAUGUUAUUAUUAGGGAAUCAGACUACUUUAUAGAUGCAAUUUCCACAAUUGCAAGAGGAAUGAAAUGGCGUUGUGAGACAAAAGACACCGAGUAUGGUGUGGAGAAAGAGAAGCUUUUGAUUUGCCAGAAGAAGCUCUGGUACUCAAAAAUUAGCCAGGAGUGAUAUAUAGGAAUAAGAUUUUGUGGUUUUACAGUUGCAUCUACAGAGAAGAAGCAAUAAUUAGAAAUUAGAUUUUAUUUUUUCAGCGAAGACGUUAAAAUUCAGGAUUUCUGAUUGUUUGCUUGGACUUGUUUCUUGAAUUUCAGCCAGAAAAGUCUGCUGCAUCUUUCAGGAAGCCGAGAGCAGGUAAACAGAAUAAGAAGAUCAUUAAUUAUGAUGUCUGGUUAUUCUUUAGUAUUGUCCAUGAUUAUAAACAUUUAGAUUUAUGAGACUGUUUAGCUCUACCAAAUUUAUACUGGAUAUAAUUAUUUUGGUCGAGUGGUUAAAAUCAGAACAAGGGAGAUAUUUGUACCGAAGCAAAGUAUAACAUUUAUACGUAUUGAUAUAUUAAUGCACUGAGAUUGAUGAAUUUGUGAAAACACUGUUCCUUGAAUUCAAGCGAAUUGUGUAUGUAAAUCGUUUGUACAAUCACUGGUUCAAUACGAAAUUAUUACUUUUCCCCC